AUGCACUAUGGGGUUCUUACCUGUUUUGGAUGUAAAGGUUUUUUUCGAAGAACGCUGAAACGAGCAACAGAAUACAGCUGUAAACAUAAUGGCAAUUGUAUAGUUGAUCGACAUGAAAGAAACUCGUGUCGUUACUGUCGGUUCAAACGUUGUUUAGAAGUUGGUAUGGAUCCCAAAGCGGUGCGACCAGAUCGAGAUGCUACUGGUAGGCAUUAUCAGGCCAGAGUAAGACGCUCAAAAUUGAUUGGUGAUGAUGAGAAUUACGAUCUUCCCGUUGGCGAUGACUGGUGUCGAAAAUUACCAGUUGAAAUGCGAACCACUUUAAUGCAACUGAUGAACAUAGAACUUAUUGUUAGUGAUUUUUACCAUUAUGCUAAAUCAAUCUAUCCUCUGCCGUUCAAAUCAUUAAAACAGAUUUUGGAUGACCCGUCAUUACUGGAUGGUUCAAGAACUGAAAUGCGUUAUGAACCGUACCGAAAAAUUGCGAAGGAUGAGUUGCUUGCAAUUGCACACCGACGGCUAAUCGCAAUAAUCGACUGGGUUGACAACCUUUCUGAUAUUAUGGAUUUGCAAUCUGUAGAAGACAAGUUGAUACUGGUAAAAAGUGGGUUUGCUCCAUUGACUAUUUUCGCAUUCUGCUCAUCUACUAUUAUAACAGUUUUUCAAAGAAUUAGCGAAUUAUUUCUAUUAAAAAAUAUAAGUCCAAUAACAUCUCAUUGCAGUCACCUUUCAAACAGAAUCAUUGAUCGUUCUUUGGAUGAGUUAGUCGAGCCCUUUCGAGCUAUGCAUCUGAACGAAGAAGAAACCGUACUUUUAAAAGCCAUAAUAGUCCUAAAUCCCUACCUCAAACACUUGUCAAAAGAAGCCUCUGAACAAAUAGCAGAAAUGCGCGAUCGAAUUCAAGAAACUCUUUAUCAUGUAGUACGAGAAACCCACCCUAAAGAAGCUGCUUCAUCGCGAUUUGGAAACUUACUUCUUUUCACGCCAACUAUAAUGACUCUGGGAAACAUAAUGUACGAGAAUCUACAGUUCGUGCAAUCUUUUGGUAAGCAAAGCAUUGAUCCGCUGCUGUGCGAGCUACUUGAUAACAUCGAACCAGUUGAGGACGUCAGACUCCCAUACUGCGACGACUUUAACGAUUUGGCUAUGCGGCCCUCCACUUCUUCGUCUUCGGUAUCCUCAUUGUUUUCUGGAUACUCAGAUGAAUCGAUUUUCAGUUUUUUGCCGUCGCAACAGCAAUCCCUCGCGCCAAUAAAUCCAGUAGAGUGUCCCGGCUUAAGCAAUGCUUGUUCCUUACCAAAUUUAGACCAGAUGGAAUCCGAUCCGGAUUACAACGUAACUCUUACCGCUGACAUGUUCACAGGAAUGAGGCAAGCAAUGAGCGCCGCUCAAAACAUGGACGUUGAUAGGCAUGACACUCCACCAAAUUCGCCACAAUUUGGUUACACGCCCGUUCCUACUCCCCGACCUCAUUUCUUUCUGGAGAAGUAUGGUAACAGGCACAGGUUUACGGUGACUGCACGUAGACUUAGCGCAGAUCAACCAAAUCUUACGCCAACAAGAGCUGAUUCAAGUGCAUCAUCUAUUUCUAAAACGUCUUCAAAUUCAACGACACCAAUUCCAAUUACUGUUGCAGGCCUACAGACAGCAAAUGGUAAACAGUUUUCAUUUACAUAG
This is a messenger RNA of Enterobius vermicularis (human pinworm), 1677 nucleotides long. NCBI's taxonomy places the organism in Eukaryota, Metazoa, Nematoda, Chromadorea, Rhabditida, Oxyuridae. The record is from the annotation of a GenBank genome assembly.